AUGUCUGUCAAUCUUCCAGCCGACCAUGUCGAGGUCGCUGCGCUCCGUGACCGCGUUAAGCAUAUCUCGGAAGAGAAUAAAUUCGUAAACAACGAAAACGACUAUCUUCAGGAAAGUAAUGGCGGGCUUGCUAUACAAAAUAACAAGCUUAAGAAGACUCUUGCUCUUACCGAGGAGCGACUGCAGCGUAUCACAGACUUUUGGCGCUCUGCAGAAGAGGGAUUGACGAAGCAAAUCGCCAUCAACGAAGACCUCACCAAACAACUCGAGGCAUAA
Molecule: messenger RNA, 276 nt
Organism: Fusarium odoratissimum NRRL 54006
Lineage: Eukaryota; Fungi; Ascomycota; Sordariomycetes; Hypocreales; Nectriaceae
Exons: 1
Coding region: 1-276 (91 amino acids)
Source: RefSeq, a predicted model, not a curated record